AUGGAAUGCUACGGGCUCACACGCACCCCGCACUACGGCUACUGGGCCUACCGGCAUCAGAACUCCUCCCCGCGGUCCGCCUGGGAGUCCCUCGUCAGGCAGUACUUCCCGCCGCAUGAGGGGUUCGUGAUCAAAACGGGCAGCCCGGAGCCGGUGCACAGCUCGAAGGCGCAUGGCGGGCAGUACGAGGGGUGCGGCUACGACUGGCUGACGGUGCACAGCGCGUGCACGGGGACGCACCUGACGCUGAUCGGCGGCCAGAGCGCCUUCAAGAGCCCGGACUGGCCGUUCCUGCUGUCGAUGUGGCCGCACAACGACGCGCGGCACCCGCGCUUCUCCUUCGCGGGCAUCAUCCAGGGCGACUGGGUCCGGUUCUACGUCCACCACCCGCAGUACGGCUUCUGGGCGCUGGGGCUCCGCGGCCUGGACGCGAAGACCUCCUUCGACACCCGAACCGACGCGCCCUGGAUCCACCAGUUCUUGGCCCAGUUCCGCAGCUUCGCGCGCACCCCCGAGCGCAUCUGCGAGACCUCCCUCCAGGAGUUCGAGUUGCCGUGUAAUCGGCGCUCCGCGGACGGGCGGUGGCGCGCCACCGCGGAAUAUUGUUUGCCGCACCGGGCGAUGACGAUUUGA
Molecule: messenger RNA, 633 nt
Organism: Aspergillus uvarum CBS 121591
Lineage: Eukaryota; Fungi; Ascomycota; Eurotiomycetes; Eurotiales; Aspergillaceae
Exons: 1
Coding region: 1-633 (210 amino acids)
Source: RefSeq, a predicted model, not a curated record